This is a messenger RNA of Strongyloides ratti, 1422 nucleotides long. RefSeq names its product Molting defective. Gene Ontology annotation, biological process: regulation of transcription by RNA polymerase II. Bases 1 to 1422 code for a protein of 473 amino acids. Gene Ontology annotation, cellular component: nucleus. Gene Ontology annotation, molecular function: DNA-binding transcription factor activity, RNA polymerase II-specific; RNA polymerase II transcription regulatory region sequence-specific DNA binding. The record is from RefSeq and is a predicted model, not a curated record. Lineage: Eukaryota; Metazoa; Nematoda; Chromadorea; Rhabditida; Strongyloididae. The transcript is spliced from 4 exons.
AUGUACUGGGAUCGUGGUAAUUCUCCUGAUGGCGAUGAACUUCGAGAACAACUUCGUGAAGCUAUUGAAAGAAAAAAUGAAAGUAGAGCUGCAGCUAAUAAGGAUGGUACAAGAUUUUCAAUAGGGGGUACACUAGAAUUAUUACGCAAUAAUUGUUUUUUUAAUGACAGUAAAUUUAAAAAACCUUCAAUAAUUAACAAAAAUGGACAGAUUAAUAUAAAUGAAUUUCAAAGUUUUGUAUCAAAUAUUAAUGGAAAACAACAAUCAUUUUCAAUUCCAUCUUUUAAUCCUCAUUUACCUCCUCCUAAUAUGAUUAAUUUUUCAUGUAGUUCUAAUUUAUUUAUUCAACCUGCUUCAGCAGACGAAAUUGCAGGUGCUGUUAUUCACCCUACUGAUCCAGUGGUAAUUAGAAAGAAAUUUAGAGAUGGAAUGAGUAGGUGUAAAGUUUGUAAAAACAGGUUUCUUGAGAAACAACAAUAUGAAAGGCAUUUAAGGGAUAGACAUCCAAUUGAACAUUUAAAAUAUUUAAUACAACAAGAGGAUGAAAUGGAAGAGCAAAGAAAAUUUGAAAUGGAACAAAAUAGGUUAGAAGAAAUUGCAACAGGCGGUUUUAUUCCACCAGAAUCAGAAUAUAAAGAAAUUUGUGAAUCAAUUAUUCUUGAGAAUAUUCCUUUACCAGGAGAAGAAGAUAAGGGUUUUGGACCACAUAUAAAUAAAAAAGGUCGACUUGUAAUGGGAAAGAGGACUUUUGUUAAAAAGAAAAUAAGUCCACAAUGUCCAUUUUGUGAUAAAAGAUUUAGAAAUGAACAUUCGUUAAAGAAACAUAUUGAAAAAAAACAUGAAGAGAGUAGAGAAUUUUGGAGUUGUUUGCGAUGUUUUAAACCACUUAACAAUACAAGAGAAAAAUAUUCCCAUAAAUGUGAAUUUACACAUGUUUGUUUUGAGUGCCAACCAAUCCGUAAUUUGUGUACUGAAGGGCGUUUAUUAGCUCAUCGUUCAAAAUUUCAUCGAGGAGCAAAUUCAGGUUUUAGAUGUAAUAUUUGUAAUGCAAAAUUUUUAACACCUCGAAAAUUAAGAAAACAUAAAAAAAUGGCACAUGUUUUUACUAAAAUUUUUCCAUGUCAUUUUUGUGAUGAGCAAUUUAUAAGUGAACCUGCCGUCAUUGCACAUGAACGUAUUCAUACAGGAAUAAUUAAAUUUGAAUGUAAAAUUUGUGAUUAUAAAUGUAAUAGAUAUAUUUAUAUGGAGGAACAUAAGAAAGAAGAACACGGGUACAUUUGUUCAAUUUGCCAAAAUAAAUUUAGUGAAUGGACAGAUAUUAAAAAUCAUACAUUACUUGAACAUGGUGGAUAUUUAACCAGUGAAACAAAUACAGGCUAUAUUGAAUGUCCCAGAGUUUGGGUUUUGUACAAAGGAGAAUAG